Molecule: messenger RNA, 171 nt
Organism: Trichechus manatus latirostris (Florida manatee)
Lineage: Eukaryota; Metazoa; Chordata; Mammalia; Sirenia; Trichechidae
Product: keratin-associated protein 20-2-like
Exons: 1
Coding region: 1-171 (56 amino acids)
Source: RefSeq, a predicted model, not a curated record
AUGAGCUAUUACUACGGAAACUACUCUGGCGGCCUGGGCUGUGGCUAUGGCUGUGGCUAUGGCUCCUUCCGAGGCCUGGGCUGUGGCUAUGGCUCUGGUUAUGGUGGCUACAGAUACAGCUGCUACCGCCCCUGUUGCUAUGAAAGAUAUUGGUCCUCUGGCUUCUACUGA